Molecule: messenger RNA, 1287 nt
Organism: Onychomys torridus (southern grasshopper mouse)
Lineage: Eukaryota; Metazoa; Chordata; Mammalia; Rodentia; Cricetidae
Gene: Tslp
Product: thymic stromal lymphopoietin
Exons: 5
Coding region: 1-612 (203 amino acids)
Molecular function (GO): cytokine activity
Source: RefSeq, a predicted model, not a curated record
AUGCCUGAGGCGAUUCAAAGUUUCCCAAGCUGGUUGCGGGAGUGGGUGGGCAGGGAGCCUGAGCUGCUGCAGAUAGCUGGUCAGAAGCCAUGCCUACUCCAGGAGAACACAUUCAACCAAACCGAGACCUGUGACAACUCGGAGACAUCUGGGCUGCCAGAGCAAGGCUGCAGUCAGUCUAGGACGCCACUUCUCCUUUUAAAAGGAGAAAGCUGUAGAAACCCGCUCCAGCCCCGGGGAAUAAAAGGCCAAUGGGAAACCCGGAGAAACGAAGUCGAAACAGCUCCCGGGGUCCCGGGGCAUCUACUGUCAGCGCAGGCUCUUGACAACUACUUCGGAGGCUGGGCGGAGCCAGCAGGGGUGGAAGCCCUUCCAACAGAUUGUCUCAUGAAAAUCGAGUACCAUACUCUCAAUCCUAUUCCGGGCUGCCCGUCACUCCCCAAGAAAACAUUCGCCUUGAGAACGAAGGAGGCCCUCAUUAACCAAUGCCCAGGCUACUCUGAAACUCAGAGAAACAAUCCUCAGGAAAUGAAGCAAGAAGAUAAAAACAUCUGCCUGAAUCAAACCUCCCAAAUACAAUGUCUGUGGUUUAUCUUCCGUCAAACUCUAUGAUAUUAAACUUAUCUUUUGUUUUAUAGUAUGGAAAUAUAUCAUGUUUUAGUAGAUAUAAUACUAAGGGUGUGACAUUUAAAAGAACACUAAUGUUUAGUCUUUAAUUAUAGAAGGGAUUCUUAACUUAUUUUUGGCAAAUUGCUACUGUUUAGUGUAGGCGCUUUAAUGGGAGAUGAGCAUGGCCCCUCUAACGUCAAUGGAAAUAUCUGCACUGGUGAUGACCACCUUCUGAGCAGGUGCCUUAUCUACACCUGCAGACAAUACUCUAGGGCAAACCUAAAAGUGUAAUAGGGAAGGGAAUUGAAAGAGGAAAAAACAAAGGUUGGAACCAACGACAGCAUCUAAACUCUGUUUAACAGCAAGAAUUUUUCUAUCUGUAAUGAUUCUUCUAACAUUCUUAUAUUUGGCUAAGAAGAAAAUGGCAGCAGAGGAAAUUGUACAAGCAGAUAGUGCCACAAUGAAGCAGUCUGGAAGAAGCUUGUGGAAUGUACAGCUGUGAAUGCACUGUAAAUCCAGCUUUAAAGGUGGCCUAACAGACAACAGCCCCUGAAGUGCUCUGUGCAGCUACCAGACAUAUAUUUAAAGUUGUAUGUAAUGUAUUUCUAAUUUAUUUUGUGAGCACUUUUGAAAGUACACAUGCUGCUUUGUAACGGAUGUAUUUCUUAAUAAAAUAAU